This is a messenger RNA of Austrofundulus limnaeus, 1742 nucleotides long. It is a transcript of the gene tpbg1b, whose product is annotated as trophoblast glycoprotein 1b. The record is from RefSeq and is a predicted model, not a curated record. Gene Ontology annotation, molecular function: protein binding. The coding region runs from base 257 to 1360 and encodes 367 amino acids. The transcript has 2 exons. NCBI's taxonomy places the organism in Eukaryota, Metazoa, Chordata, Actinopteri, Cyprinodontiformes, Rivulidae. Gene Ontology annotation, biological process: negative regulation of canonical Wnt signaling pathway. Gene Ontology annotation, cellular component: plasma membrane.
CCCGGACCAGCAGGAGGGAAGCCCCUCCCAGCAGAUCUUCGCACCGCUCCAUUGUUGGAGGAGGAAGCAGAGAGGAUCAAACAGUCCCAGUGGUCUGAACGAGCCCACUUCUGUUCUCAUGGACAUGAGGAGAACUUUCUGGACAGAUGGAGAGUUGAGGACGCAGAGGAGCUGACCGCUUCACUCCUCCUGCUUCUGUCUCUACUGGACCCCGGUUCUGUGUCUGCUGGACCCGGACCUGGCUUCUCUCUGCGCCAUGCUGGCCCUGACGCGCGCCCUGGCUCUGUGCGCGCUCCUCUGCUCCGUUCACGCGCCGUGCCCGCCGCGCUGCGAGUGUUCGGAGGCGGCGCAGACCGUGAAGUGCGUCUCCAAGGAGCUGCGGGCCGUGCCCACCGGGGUCCCUGCCUACACCAGGACCCUGUUCAUCACUGGGAACCAGAUCAGACACAUCGGUCCGGAGUCGUUCCGAGGUCUGGACCAGGUGACCACCCUGUCUCUGACCAACAACAGGAUUUGCGAGGUUAAAGCCCACACGUUUGCUGGACUGGCUCGACUGCGGUCUUUGGACCUGAGCAACAAUCAGCUGUCUGUCGUAGCCCCUGAAGCCUUCACAGUCCUGAACCAGUCCCUGCGGGAGCUCAACCUGAGCCGGGCCCUCUACAACCACUCGUCGGUCACGGACUUGGCCAUCUCUCUCCACUGGAGCUCCUUGGGGAACCUGCGGGUCCUGGACCUGUCCGACAACAGCCUUGUUUACCUGCCCCCUCGGGUCUUCUCUCACCUGAGCGGUCUCCGGAGGCUCCGGCUCUCCAACAACUCUCUGGUGGCUCUCCAGAACUCAACCUUUUCUGGCCUGGAGCACCUGGAGGAGCUGGACCUGACGCUCAACGCCCUGAAGGUGCUCCCAGAGGAGGCCCUGCGAGAGCUGGACUCGCUGCCACGAGUGGCUCUGCUGCUGCGGGGAAACCCGUUCACAUGUACCUGUGGGAUCGAGUCGUUUGCUGCUUGGCUCAACGGGUCACAGGAGCGAGUCCGGGAUGCUGGAAGCUUGCUGUGUGCCUUCCCUGCCAGCCUGAGGAACACGUCCAUCCUGUCUGUGGGCUCUCGGACUCUGGGCUGCUACCAGAGGGACUCCAGAGCAGAACUGGCCCUGCAGACCUCAUACGUGUUCUUGGGAACGGUCCUGGGCUUCGUUGGUCUCAUCUUCCUGUUUGUGCUGUACCUGAACAGGAGGGGCAUUAAGAAGCGUGUGUACGACCUGCGGGACGCCUGCAGGGAGGUGUGGGACGGAUACCAUUACCGCUUCGAGGCAGACUCAGACCCCAGGUUGUCUCAGGUCUCUACACAUGUUGAACUGUGAGACCACCAUCUCACCUGGACUGAGACUCUGUCCUCAUCCUUUAAUCAGUAGUUGAAUGUAGAAACAUCUGUACAGAUGUGUCUGUAGAUACCAACAGUCCUGGUCUUGUUGUUUGGGCCGUGCACCGUUUGUUUUGAGAGCAUCGUUUCAGAUUUUCUGCUUUUUGUUCGAAAACAAAGCAAACAAAAAGUGCCUGAAGGACUGGUUUUCAAUUAGUUUCAUGAUUUCAGUCCUCCUCUCUGAGCCCUCAACCACUACUAAAGGUGUUUGUGUUUGUCACAGGUUGGUUUCAGUCUUUGCUCAUUUUAGGAGCACAGAAAUCAGUUUUUAAAAAUGUGUUACGGAGYGAGAACAUCUAGAAACUGUAUUGUGUCAGUUAUUU